UUCUCUCUUUACACAAACAUGAUGAAGGGCAAGUUUGCAAAGGUGUGUGCAAAUAAGUUGAGGAAGAUAGGGAGCAAAGGAAGCGUACCUUCUUCUUCCUCGUGCUGUGAGCAAUGCUGUCAAUGGGCUAUGUGGCCAAACUCCAUGCAUGAAGAGAAUUCGAUUCCAAAAGACGUCCCAAAGGGUCACUUGGUAGUUUAUGUUGGUGAAAACCACAAGAGGUUCGUAAUCAAGCUCACCUUGCUCAACCACCCACUCUUCAUAGCACUCCUGGAUCAAGCUCGAGAAGAAUAUGACUUCAAUGCUCAUUCGAAACUCUACAUACCAUGCGAUGAGAAUCUCUUUCUCGAAGUUGUUCGAUGCGCUAAGCUCUCCAGAUGAGCAAGCUAAGGAACUUCUGAUUAUGAGAAUUCAGUACUAAUGGAGCACACUGAUGUCUGUAUUUAAUUGAUUCAUCAUGAGGUCUGUGCUACAAUAACAAUGCAAGCAUAUAGCCUUAUUUUGUUGUAACUGUAGAGAUGUAAACCGUUAAUAUAUCA
This is a messenger RNA of Argentina anserina (silverweed cinquefoil), 539 nucleotides long. RefSeq names its product protein SMALL AUXIN UP-REGULATED RNA 12. The transcript has a single exon. Lineage: Eukaryota; Viridiplantae; Streptophyta; Magnoliopsida; Rosales; Rosaceae. The record is from RefSeq and is a predicted model, not a curated record. Gene Ontology annotation, biological process: response to auxin. The coding region runs from base 19 to 381 and encodes 120 amino acids.